CGCUCCGGCCGCCCCGGCCACCGCCUCGUCCUCGUCCGGCUCGUCCUCGACGUCAGGACGAGCGGCGAAGGCGAGCGGCCGGCCAGCCAACGGUCGGCCGCCGGCGCAGGAGGAGGACCCGCUGCCGCCCGGAUGGGAGGUGCGGAUCGACUCGCUGGGCCGACGCUACUACGUGGACCACACGACCCGCAGCACCACGUGGGAGCGCCCCAAGCCGCUGCCGCCCGGCUGGGAGAUGAGGCGCGACCCGCGCGGGCGCGUCUACUACGUCGACCACAACACGCGCACCACCACCUGGCAGCGGCCCACUGUCGAGAGCCUGCGCAACUACCAGGAGUGGCAGGGCGAGCGGUCGCAGGUGAUGAAGCAGAGCAACAUGCGCUUCCUGUACCCGAUGGCGGGCGGAGCGGCCACCAACGGCGCGCCGCCCGCCGACGAGGAUCCGCUCGGCUCACUGCCCGACGGCUGGGAGAAGCGCAUCGAGCCCAACGGCCGCGUGUACUACGUCAACCACAAGAACCGCACCACGCAGUGGGAGGAUCCGCGCACACAGGGCAAGGUGAUCCAGGAGGAGCCGCUGCUGCCGGGCUGGGAGAUGCGCUACACCAAGGACAACAUGCGCUACUUCGUCGACCACAACACGCGCACAACGACGUUCGACGACCCGCGGCCCGGUGCCGCCAAGGGGCCGGUCGGCGCCUACGGCGUACCGAUCGCGUACGAGCGCUCGUUCCGCUGGAAGCUCGGCCAGUUUCGCUACCUCUGCUCGUCGAACGCGCUGCCCAGCCACAUCAAGGUGUCGGUGUCGCGCCAGACCCUGUUCGACGAGAGCUUCCACCAGAUCAUGCGGCUGCCGGCCUACGAGCUGCGCCGCAAGCUCUACAUCAUCUUCCGCGGCGAGGAGGGACUCGACUACGGCGGUGUGGCGCGGGAAUGGUUUUUCAUGCUGUCUCACGAGCUUCUGAACCCGAUGUACGGCAUGUUUGAGUACGCCAACAAGAAUAACUACAGUCUGGAGAUCAACCCGGCGUCGGAGAUCAACCCCGACCACCUGAUGUACUUCAAGUUUAUCGGCCGCUUCAUCGCCAUGGCGCUGUACCACGGCAAGUUCAUCUACCGCGGCUUCACCAUGCCCUUCUACAAGCGCAUGCUGAACAAGAAGCUGACGACCAAAGACAUUGAGUCGGUGGACCCCGAGUACUACGGCUCUCUCGUGUGGGUGCGCGACAACAACAUUGAGGAGUGCGGUAUGGAGAUGUACUUCUCUGUGGACUGGGAGAAGUUAGGCAAGAUCAUGCACCACGAGCUGAAGGAGGGCGGCGACGACAUCCUGGUCACCGAGGAGAACAAGGAGGAGUACAUCAAACUGGUGACCUCGUGGCGCAUGACGCGAGGGAUUGAGGAGCAGACGCGCUCGUUCUUGGACGGCUUCAACGAGGUGGUGCCGCUCGAGUGGCUGCAGUACUUCGACGAGCGUGAGCUGGAGCUCAUGCUCUGCGGCAUGCAGGAGAUCGACGUCCAGGACUGGCAGCGCAACACCAUCUACCGGCACUACACGCGCAACAGCAAGCAGGUGCAGUGGUUCUGGCAGUUCGUCAAGGAGAGCGACAACGAGCGGCGCGCCCGCCUGCUGCAGUUUGUCACCGGCACCUGCCGCGUGCCCGUCGGAGGCUUCGCCGAGCUCAUGGGCAGCAACGGGCCUCAGCGCUUCUGCAUCGAGAAGGUUGGCAAGGAGACGUGGCUGCCGCGCUCGCACACCUGCUUCAACCGGCUCGACCUGCCGCCCUACAAGACCUACGAGCAGUUCGUGGAGAAGCUCACCUUUGCCAUCGAGGAGACGGAGGGAUUCGGCCAGGAGUGACGCGCCGGCCGCCGCGCCGCCUGGCGGCGGUCGGCGCGCCACCCGUCGGCCCACAUUCCGCGCCCCGCCGCCGCGAACGCGCGCGUCACCACCACGUACGCGCGCGGCUAGCUCGUUUCUACAAAUACGGGGUCUAGAUUAUGCCGAUACCGUUAGUCAGUUGUACUGUGAUCCACCUCUAUUUUACCCUUGUUGGGCGGUGCGCGACCCGCCGGACCGGGGUGUGGUGUUGGGGCGUGGUGUUCACGCCCGCGUGUUCCGUGCGGUGGCCCGGAGGCAGGCGAGGCCGAAACGUUCAGGACGAGUCGCCGGUGCCUGGCCGCCUGCCGACGCUUACGUCGGCGUACGUGUGACUGUUUGUAAAUAAUAAUUCAACUAUGAACCGAUGAAAUACAUGACCACGAAUC
Pollicipes pollicipes is the source of this 2268-nucleotide messenger RNA. Its product is annotated as E3 ubiquitin-protein ligase Su(dx). Gene Ontology annotation, biological process: proteasome-mediated ubiquitin-dependent protein catabolic process; protein ubiquitination. Gene Ontology annotation, molecular function: ubiquitin protein ligase activity; protein binding. Lineage: Eukaryota; Metazoa; Arthropoda; Thecostraca; Pollicipedomorpha; Pollicipedidae. Bases 236 to 1861 code for a protein of 541 amino acids. The record is from RefSeq and is a predicted model, not a curated record. Gene Ontology annotation, cellular component: cytoplasm. The transcript has 11 exons.